GUCAUGAACAUAGUCAUUAUUGAACAUGAACCUUGGAAACAAUCGCUCGAACACAACUAAUAGGAUCAACUAAUGGCUAUCGUUAUCUUUAUCACCGUCUUUCCCCGAGAUGUCCACGGCUUGUGCAACACCCUUCCUAGAUACAUAGAGAACAGUCUAGAAGUUUUGCCUCUACGCUGAUCAUCUCAACGAGCAGACGACACAUCCAUCCAUCAUGGCGAAAAGUGAGGUACCUGGUAGUCCGUCUUUUGACAGGGACUCGGUUAUGAAAGAUCUUGAGGAGAAAGGAUAUGCCGUAAUACCGGAUGUUUGCAGUGCGCAGGACUGUGACGCGUACAUAUCCCAGUACCGUGAUUGGCUGUCCCAGUUUGAGGAAGAUGAUUGGCCGUCUAACAUGCAUUCAGUCAUUCAGGGAUAUGACAUUGGUCAUUUCGAAAACACCUGGAACUGUCGAUUAAAAGCCAAGCCAGUGUUUGCUAAAGUGUGGGAGACAGAGAAGCUCCUCACAAGCUUUGACGCAGUAGCCAUAUCCUUUCCGCCAGAAGAUGAAAAGUUCGGAAUUUAUGACACAGGGAAAGCAUGGUUGCACGUCGACCAACCGGCAGAGAGAGUUGGUCUCCAUGGUUACCAAGGCGCCCUGUAUUUGGAGGAGGCGACAGAAACUGACUUCUGCCUCCGGGUUUUGUCGGGAUCACAUAAAUAUUUCAACGAAUUCUUUGAAGAAUUUGAGGCCGCUGCUAGGAAGAGUAAUAGAAUCGAUUAUUAUAGAUUAAAUGAAGACGACAAAUCUUGGUUCAGAGAGAAAGGCUGCGUUACCACUAAGGUUCCAGUUCCGAAAGGAGGGAUGGUCCUUUGGGAUUCUCGGACAGUGCAUGAUAAUUGUAGACCAGAGAAAGGCCGCCCGAAUUCCGACAGGUGGCGCUUUGUAGUUUUCGUCUGCAUGACGCCCGCCAAGUGGGCUCGGGCCGAUGAUAUUCCCUCCAAACUCAGGGCUUACAAUCAUAGGAUGAUGACAUCACACUGGCCAUCCAGAGGAAUCAACAUCUUUGACAAAUGUGAUCCUUUUAAUCAUCGCGAAAUCAAGUCUCCGAUAGGAGACUGUCUUCCGGAGGUUGCAACGACAAAGGAGGCGAAGCUGUUGUCUGGAGUGGUGGAGUACGACUUCGAAGACGGCGAACCCAACGGGCCUUCCUGGGAACCGGCGUGGAAUGAAAAUACCAGCAUCUAUUAGUCAUGACCAAGGGAGGCCAGAAAUAGUUUGUUGCAAAGGCUAUUGAACAAGAACAUGACAACAAUUACUUGAGACUGCUAACGGACUUUGAAAAUAUCAUUGUUCAUCUUCUGCUUAAAGAGAAGAAAUAGGCCUUUGUUAAAGAGGCCUGCUGUGCAUAGGCUUGAUGUGAUAGAUUGUGUUUAUGUGACAGGUAGGCAUGUGUUACACAGGCCUUAUAUUUAUAGGCCACUGUCAUGGAGGCCUUAUGUGUAUGGGCCUUGUCAUAUAGGUUUUAUGUGUGUAGACUGCACCAUAUAGGCCUUAUGUGUAUGGGCCUUGUCAUAUAGGUUUUAGGUGUGUACACUGCACCAUAUAGGCCUGUGUUAUAUAGACCUUUUGUGUAUAGAAAUACUUUAUAUAGUGCUUAUGUGUAUGGACAUAUAUCAUACAGGCCUUAUGUGUAUGGGCGUUGUCAGUAUCAAUCAAUAUUUAUUUCCGUACUCAGGAGGCCUCUGGCCUAUAGUUCGUCACGAUAUGGCUGCAAUAUUGCCGAUGUGACGUUAAACAAUAACUCACUCACUCACUCUGGCCUAUAGUACAAAUACACUGAACAAUUGAUCAGUUAGUGGAUUUUCUGAGAAUGUGAUUGUUUCUGUAUGUGGUAGCGUAAUAGAUAUACAUAGACAAUCUUUAUAAAUGUACCUUACUAGAAUUAGUUAAAAGGGAUAUGAAUUUGUAAUUGUCAGAAUGUACAUAGUAGUAGCUCUUAAUAUACUUUUUUCUCGACAUAUAAUAGGCUGGACAUAUACAAAGGAAAUAGCACUCGUCUUCAGUUACAUUCAGAUUACGCAUUUUACAUAUCUUAUGUUCUUUUAUUAAGCCUAAGAACCUACCAGAUUCUAUUCGUAAAUCAUGACAUGAACAGCGGAAUUGCGCAAGGUUUAUUCUGAAUUUUCUUACGUUUAACACUAGUCUGUCUCACAGUCCCUGAACCACAUUAUUUUCCCCACUGCCAAGCCCUCUCUGCAGUGCUAAAGCCCUAAAUAUAGCAAGUCUAGAUUU
This is a messenger RNA of Haliotis rubra (blacklip abalone), 2275 nucleotides long. RefSeq lists its product as uncharacterized. NCBI's taxonomy places the organism in Eukaryota, Metazoa, Mollusca, Gastropoda, Lepetellida, Haliotidae. The record is from RefSeq and is a predicted model, not a curated record. Bases 215 to 1231 code for a protein of 338 amino acids. The transcript has 2 exons.